Delphinapterus leucas (beluga whale) is the source of this 1285-nucleotide messenger RNA. RefSeq names its product trafficking regulator and scaffold protein tamalin (gene TAMALIN). Gene Ontology annotation, cellular component: plasma membrane. Gene Ontology annotation, molecular function: protein binding. The record is from RefSeq and is a predicted model, not a curated record. Lineage: Eukaryota; Metazoa; Chordata; Mammalia; Artiodactyla; Monodontidae. Gene Ontology annotation, biological process: signal transduction.
CCGGCUGGCAUCCCCGAGUCGCCGCCUGCCCCGCCGCGCGGAGCGAGCGCCGCCUCCGAGGGGCGCCGGAGCCAUGACCCUCCGCCGACUCAGGAAGCUGCAGCAGAAAGAGGAGGCGGCGGCCGCCCCAGACCCCGCUGCCCCGGCCCCCGACUCGGAAGCUGCUCCAGCCCCUCCGACCCCGACCCCGGCCUCGGGCCCCCCUGCCGCAGCCGCCUGCCCUGGGACCCCCGGGGACGAGCUGUACGCGGCGCUGGAGGACUAUCACCCGGCCGAGCUGUAUCGCGCGCUCGCCGUGUCCGGGGGUACCCUGCCCCGCCGAAAGGGCUCGGGACUGCGCUGGAAGAAUCUCAGCCAGAGUCCUGAACAGCAGCGGAAAGUGCUAACUUUGGAGAAGGAGGAGAACCAGACCUUCGGCUUUGAGAUCCAGACUUAUGGCCUUCACCACCGGGAGGAGCAGCGCGUGGAGAUGGUGACCUUUGUCUGCCGGGUUCAUGAGUCCAGCCCUGCCCAGCUGGCUGGGCUCACACCAGGGGACACCAUCGCUAGUGUCAACGGCCUGAACGUGGAAGGCAUCCGGCAUCGGGAAAUUGUUGACAUCAUUAAGGCGUCUGGCAACGUUCUCAGACUGGAAACUCUGUAUGGGACAUCAAUUCGGAAGGCGGAACUGGAGGCUCGUCUGCAGUACCUGAAGCAAACCCUGUAUGAGAAGUGGGGAGAAUACAGGUCCCUAAUGGUGCAGGAGCAGCGGCUGGUGCACGGCCUCGUGGUGAAGGACCCGAGCAUCUAUGACACGCUGGAGUCCGUGCGCUCCAGCCUGUACGGUGCGGGCCUGCUCCCGGGCUCACUGCCCUUUGGGCCUCUGCUGGCCGCCCCCGGGGGCUCCCGCGGCGGCGCGCGGCGGGACGGGGGCGACGCGGACGACGCCGUCUACCACACGUGCUUCUUCGGGAGUGCUGAACCGCCUGAACCCCCGCCGCCCCCGCCCCCCGCGCGCGCGCCCGGCCCGGGCCCCGCCGACGCUCCGACCCCAGGGCCCCGGGCGGUGCUGAGCCGCAGCGCCAGCGUGCGGUGCGCGGGCCCCGGGGGCGGCGGCGGCGGCGGCGGCGGCGGCGGCGUGGGCGCGCCGAGCGCUCUCUGGACUGAGGCCCGCGAGCAGGCCCUGUGCGGCCCCGCGCGCAAAACCAAGUACCGCAGCUUCCGCCGGCGGCUGCUCAAGUUCAUCCCCGGACUCAACCGCUCCCUGGAGGAGGAGGAGAGCCAGCUGUAGGGGCGGGGGCGGGCG